UACUCCAGAGACUAUCAAGUGUUACCUGGUCUCUGGUUCUCCGUUUAUUGAACUAAACACGCUUCGUUGAAGUAAAACAACCCGUCUGUAUUGUCUAUAGAUGACCGUUGUUUUGUUAACCGAAUCAAACAUUUACACCAUAAAACUCCUUAAUAUUAAUAAUGCGGCCAUGCAAUUCCAAGCAUUUGAAUUAAGUCAGAUUACGAGUAGCCUAUCCUUUCUGGUCAUGCACGGUAAAUUUUUGACAGCAGCAUUUUUACCGUGACAACAACCCAGCGAUCACUGUUCCGUGUCAGGAACGAGGAAGUAGGCAGAGCUCGCCCGAAACCGACGGUGCGACCGUCCGAAAAUCACAUUCAAGUAGUUUGCUUUAUGGAGCGAUGGUACGAACGCUUACUGAAAAGUGCCAGAGCGAGUGCCCAUGAUGAGACAUGCCCACGGAAACCUGGGUGUGCCGUAGGGCGACCUCUGGCCUGCAGCCGGGGCGGGUAUGAGGUAUGAGUGCUUGUCGGCUGCUCCAGCAGCAGAGGGUGGGCCUGCUUCAGGUGCUGUGCUCCAGCGGCACUGCCGAGAUCCUGGAGAGCGUGCUGGACCGGCUCCUGGCCUGGGACGUGCUGCAGUGGGAGGACUACCAGACCCUGUGCCCGCCUGGCCGGCCACUGUGUGCCAACGCCAGGGAGCUGCUGAAUGUGGUGGCCAGCAAAGGCGAGGAGACAUGUGGGCUCCUGCUGGUGGCCCUUGAUCAGGUCCUCCCCGGGGCUCAGAAAGUGAGCCUGUCCUUGGGGGAGAGCGGCGGUGAUCCUCUCCUAUCUGACAGACCUAGCCCCUCCACAGCCACCCAAAUGCUGCGGAGUGAGCGGCCAUGCCUCGUGGCCCAGCUGCGGUCCUGCAUUGGAGCAGCGCUCAGGGCCCUAGUGGCGUCUGGCAACCUGACGACCUACGACUGCGACGAAGUGCAGUUGCCCAUCAACACCCCUGCACAGCAGGCGAGGCGACUUCUGGACCUGGUGGCUUCGAAGGGCGAAUGUGCGGCAAAAGGUCUGCUGCAGUUCAUUGAACGGAUGGAAAAACCACUAAGGUGGCAGGACUCGGGGCAGACCUUCCCUGCGGAACUUCUACAAUACCAGAAAAAGCUGAGGAGCUCUGUUGCUGCGCAGUCUCACUUCCUGAACACCUACGGAGGCACAGGCAGCCUGUCCCUGGACGACGUCUACACGGAGGGCCUGCUGGAGGUGUCCCAGGGCGGUGAGGAGGCUCAGCGGCCCAUUGGGCUGGAGGACAUCUUGGGCCAGGUGGGAACACUCAACAAGGAUGCUGACACGGUACUGGUACUGGGAGAGGCGGGCAGUGGGAAGACCACGCUGCUGCAGAGACUGCACCUGCUAUGGGCCAGGGAAGUGACACUGGAGAACUGGAUCCUCCUGUUUCCCUUCAGCUGCCGUCGGCUGAGUGCGGAGGAGCAGGAGCUGUCCGUCCGGGACCUCCUCUUUUCGCAUUGCUGCUGGCCCGACCGGGACCUGGAGCCGCUUUUCCAGUUCAUCCUGGACCACCCGGAUCGGGUGCUCUUCACAUUUGAUGGGCUGGACGAGUUUCGCCUGCGCUUCUCAGAUGAGAAACGCGUCUGUUGCCCCACACAGAGGGCCUCUGUCGCCGCCCUGCUGUUUAGCCUCCUGCAGGGCUGCCUAAUGCAGGGCGUGCAGAAGGUGGUGACUAGCCGGCCGGAGGCCUUCGACGCCUCGCUUAGGACGUAUAUCCGCAAGGAGGUCACACUUAAGGGUUUCUCCCCCGAAAGCAUCGACUGCUUCUUGCGGAAGCAGCACCACGAUCCUGGUCUGACCAGCCAUGUCCUCCAGUCUCUCCACAGCAACACAGCGCUCUUUAGCCUCUGCCACGUCCCGGUCCUCUGUUGGAUCGUCUCACAGUGCUACAGGGAGCUGCUAGGCAGCGAGGGCAGCCAUUUGCAAACCUUCACCGACGUCUACAUCAUGAUCCUGCAGCACUUCCUGCAGCGGCGUUGCCCUCUGCGCCUUCCCCUGGCGAGCGGCUGGGCUGGCACAUAUGCGGACAUGGUGCUGCGUCUGGGCCGCCUGGCCCUGCGGGGCCUUGAGACGGCCCGUUACGUCUUUUCGGAGGAGGAGCUACGGAGAUAUGGAGUGACGGACAACGAUGUGGCCACGGGCUUCCUGAUCCGCAGCGACAGCUUCUGCACCCUGGCGAAACACUACGAGUUCCUACAUGUCACCAUGCAGUGCUUCUUCGCCGCUCUCUUCGUCAUCCUCGGGGACGAUGUUGACAGCUCAGCUGUCUUUAAGCUCUUUUGCCCCUGGGGCAAACGGAGACCCUCACUGGCUGGUGUCUGCUCCAUGCCGUGUUUGCCCCAUCAGGACCCUGAACUCACAGGACACACAUCAGAAGCUGAGCGCCCCAAUUUACAGAUAAUGGCUACCUUUGUGUCCGGACUGCUGUCACAGCGACACCGUGGCCUCCUCAUGCAGUCGUGUCCAGCAUCCGUCCUGGACAGAAAGCAUCAGCAGGUGGUGAGAGGUCUUUCCCAGGGCCUCCAGAGGCACUUCCGCUCCAUCCCGCGGCCAGUGCAGGGUGAGAAGAAGAGCAUGCACGCCAUGCCCGAGUUUGUCUGGCUGAUAAAGUGCAUCUACGAGAUGCAGGAUGGCGCCAUGGCCCGGCGCGCUGUGGUCAAGCUCAAGGUGGAGCAUCUCAAGUUGACCUACUGCAACAUUGGACCUGUGGAGUGCAGCGCCCUGGCUUACGUGCUGCAGCACCUCCGCAGCCCCGUGGGCCUGCAGCUUGACUACAACUGCGUGGGGGAUGUGGGUGUGGAGCAGCUGCUGCCGUGUAUAAGGGUCUGCCACUCACUCUAUCUCAGGAACAACAAUGUAUCGGAUGAAGGAAUUCGGAAACUCACAGAGAAAGCUGUUCAUUUUGAGAACUUCCGGAAGAUUGCACUCUUCAACAACAAGCUAACUGAUGCCUGCAUGGUGCACUUUGCUGAACUUCUCAAAGCAAAGCAGAAUUUUUUGGCAUUAAGGCUGGGAAACAAUUACAUCACAGCGGUGGGAGCGGAGCUUCUAGCAGAAGGACUCAAAGAAAACUCCUCUCUGAAAUAUCUUGGAUUGUGGGGGAACAAAAUCAAAGAUAGGGGGGCUGAAGCACUGGCCGAAGCACUGCAGAGCAACUGCCAUCUGGUGUGGCUCAGCCUGGUAGACAACGGUGUGGGCAGCGCUGGGGCACGAGCUCUGGCACAACUGAUCAAGACAAGCCAGAGUCUGGAGGAGCUGUGGUUAAGCAAGAACUGCAUCACCAGGGAGGGUAUUGAGUGCCUACUGGAAGCACUGCAAACAAACACCAGUGUCAAGGCAGUCUGGCUGAAGGGCAAUGAUCUCAGUCCAGAAGAGGUGGAGGAGCUGAAACAAAGAGACCAGCGACUUACUUUCUGAAGAGAAUUUUUAAUUGAGGUCACCUCUUACUGUCAGAAACGGGCUGUUACUUCACCACUCUUCCACAUACCUCACACAUUCACCUAUUAAAACACACAAUUUUGUAUCUCAUGUGUACAUAAUUUGUUUUUGUGGCUUUGUUUAAGGAUCAAAAUGUGGAAUUAUAACAUAAAGGUUUUUGGUCUGAAUCAUACCAGGAUGUACUGAGUAUGUCUGAGAGACAGUUUUGAAAAUGUUGACAAAACCAUGGUUAUCGAUUCAGUCAUUUUCAUGCCUUGUAGCAGUUCUGUAAAAACAUUUUCUCUCCACUAUUUUUGAGAGCGAGAACACAGUAAUUAGUGUGUCUAUAAACUGGACUAUUAUGCUGUACGUGCUGUCUUUUAGAAGAUAUACAUUUUUUGGGCAUAGUAUGUGAAGAACUCCUUUCAAACAUUGUUAUGGUUCAUGGGUGUCACAUGACCCGAAGGAACUCAGAACUCGGCUCAAACCAAAACUUAAUACAGCUUGCAUUUUACUUUAGUCAAUAAGUUAAAUGUUUUUUUUUUUAUUUAAUCUGAUAUGUAGUUGCAAACUGAUUGUCUUUUUGCAUAUUUUGGAGUUUUGUUUGGUUUUAUAUUUGGCAUUUUAUUUGAAUUACCAGUGUGGAGUAGAACGAAAUUUUAAUAAUCUGUGUUACGUAUGGUUCUGAUUUAUUUUUCUGUAUCAAGCUGUGCUAUCAUGAUACAAGUGUGCAUGAAAGCAAACCUGCUAAUAAAAUGCAAACUUUCA
Molecule: messenger RNA, 4223 nt
Organism: Brienomyrus brachyistius
Lineage: Eukaryota; Metazoa; Chordata; Actinopteri; Osteoglossiformes; Mormyridae
Gene: nod2
Product: nucleotide-binding oligomerization domain containing 2
Exons: 11
Coding region: 498-3455 (985 amino acids)
Biological process (GO): regulation of apoptotic process; response to muramyl dipeptide; defense response to bacterium
Cellular component (GO): cytosol
Molecular function (GO): protein binding
Source: RefSeq, a predicted model, not a curated record